Molecule: messenger RNA, 1975 nt
Organism: Brachypodium distachyon (stiff brome)
Lineage: Eukaryota; Viridiplantae; Streptophyta; Magnoliopsida; Poales; Poaceae
Product: cell cycle checkpoint control protein RAD9A
Exons: 10
Coding region: 57-1385 (442 amino acids)
Biological process (GO): DNA replication checkpoint signaling; mitotic intra-S DNA damage checkpoint signaling; DNA repair
Cellular component (GO): checkpoint clamp complex
Source: RefSeq, a predicted model, not a curated record
UCCUCCUCUUCCUCUUCCCAAACCCCAAACGCCGACGAGACAGAGGCCACCCGGCCAUGGAGCUGUCGAUGAGCGGCGGCUCGCUGCGGACGUUCGUACGGUGCGUCACCUGCCUCGCCCGCAUCGGCUCCGAACUUGUAUUCCAAGCCUACCCCGACAAGCUGGAGCUGCACACGCUCAACAGCUCGCGGUCGGCGUUCGCGUCCAUCUCCCUCAAGCGCGACUUCUUCGACCAAUUCCACCUCUCCACCGGCGCCACCACGCCGUCGUCCACCCCGCUACAGUGCAGCGUCCUCCUCAAGUCCGUCCUCUCCGUGCUCCGCACGCCGACGGCCGCGGUCGAUAGCCUCACCGCUUCGCUCCCGGACCCCGACGCGACCAAGCUCAAGUUCGUCCUCAACUGCCUCCAUGGGGUGAAAAAGACGUACGGGAUCUCGUGCAGUGCGGAGUCCGAGGUGCAGACUCUGGCGCUUGACCGCAACCGGUUCCCCAGCCGCCUCGCCAUCCGGCCGCGGGACCUCGCGCGCCUGCUCGACGACAAUUUCCAGUCCACGCUGCAGGAGCUCACCGUUAUUGCCACUGACCCUGGUUCAGGGUUGUCCUGCGUUGAUGAUGACAUUGGGGGGAAGGCAGUCCAGCUCCUAAGCUACAUCGACCCUACGAAAGAUGACUACGACACCAGGCUGCACACCCAGUUGUGGGUUGACCCAUCAGAGUUCUUAGAGUAUGUGCAUGCUGGUGAACCGGUGGAUGUCACAUUUGGGAGGAAAGAAUUGAAGGCAUUUUUAACAUUCUGCGAAGGAUGUGAGGUUGAUAUUCUUCUAUUCUUUGAGAAGGCUGGCGAACCUGUCCUGUUGGUUCCAAGAUUUGGAUGGGAUGAUGGACCAAGUUCUGAUUUUGAUGCAACUCUAGUUCUUGCCACUAUGCUUGCAUCACAACUAGAUGAUGGCAAUAUUCCUCAGCAACCACCUACUUCGGCACAUCAUGCAGAAGAGCCUAGGGCCGCUGCUGCUGCUUCAGCAUGUCCAGUUCCGGAAUCAAACCAUACUAGAAUAUGGUCUGAGCUUUCAGGUACUACUCCAAAAAGCUUUGAAGCCAACACAGAAAAUCGUGCCCAGAAGGAGAAAAAUGGAAGUUCUAGCGUACCGAAUGACGCGUCAAAGCUGCCCAAUGUUACCAAUGCUCCCUUCAAGCCACCGGUCACAGAUAAUGCGAACAAUAUACUGCCUAUGCAAAUGGAUCACUUGGAAGAGCCGCCUGAAGUUAUGAGUGAUAAUCCUCGCUCACAGCAUCACCCAAGCAAUUGGGUAGGUGCUGAUGAAGACAAUGACGACGACGAAGAUGAGGAGCUUUUUGUCCAAACAACACCUCACUACAUGGACUGAGGACGAUGCUGAUACCAAAAAGUUGCAGAUGAAUAUCUAUGAUCGAAAGCAUCCGCUGUAACGAGGGCAUGACAAAGGAGAUCUUUUUUCAGUGCGGUGGCGCCGGCCUUCACUCGGAGCUGAGCUCGCAAACCAGCGCGUGGUCAGAAUGUCAGAUUAGAAUAAAAAUUGGGGCAAGAUUCCUAGGUCAACCUGCUGCUGCGAUCGCGGCUACCGCUCGUGCCUCUUCACGUGCAUGCCAUGGUUCGUCAAGGAGCUGUGAACUUGUCGCGCAGCUGGUUUCUCGAAGCUGCUAGAAUCGUCGUUGCCUGUUUGCUCCGUGUCCUAUCUCACCCCAGGGGAGAUACGGGACAUCUGUAGUGUCUCGUCUUUUCGGUGGUUUUCUUUCUUCACAUAUACUCCAUUAGAAAAAUGCAUGUGGAGUUAGGGCAUGUGAAGGGUCGAUUCUUUUUAUCUUCAUAAAGAGUUAAAUCCUAAACCAAGAGAGUGCUGAAUAUAGAUGUACUGGGAGUAUUUAUCUUUUCUGUUUCUCUAUCUGUAGAUUGAGUACGGAUUCAAAAAUUUAUUAGUGUACAAAUAUCUUUUGUCAA